This is a messenger RNA of Paramuricea clavata, 459 nucleotides long. The record is from the annotation of a GenBank genome assembly. NCBI's taxonomy places the organism in Eukaryota, Metazoa, Cnidaria, Anthozoa, Malacalcyonacea, Plexauridae.
AUGAAAACUGGAGGAUACCAGACCCUCACCCAUCUGCUGUCAGCGCUACGACAGUGGAUAAUCGUGACAAUGAUUAUCACAGGUCACACUAGAUGCAGUCCAGCGUAUUGCUUGAAACAGAAAACAGUGGACCUGCUUGCAGAAUGCAGAUUUGGUUUUCCAAAGUCAUUACAAGAAGAAACAGAACUGAGUCUUGAGCUGGUGGUAAGUAAAAAUACUACGUCUGUUGAGUCUGAGUUACAUACCAAACGAAAUGAUCAAAGAUUAAAUUCGCAUAACAGGGUGAUGCUCGAAAACUGGCGGGCAAAUCUAGAUUUGCAAGUCAUUGUAGAUGAGAAGGCUUGUGCAAGAUACAUGGCCAAGUAUGCUGCGAAAGGAGAACCCCGAUCAAAAUUGUCUGUGUCCUCAUUACAGAAUGAUGAUCAAGUCUCUUCGGCCUUCAAGAAAGCAAUGAUCUAA